GUUGGCGGUUCUCACGGGGCAACCCCCGACAGCUGUUUGUUAGAAGACCCCAGUCCAUGAUAGCUCAUGGUGAGUGGGUCUAAGAGUCAGUCUGUGAUUUGUUCACAAAAUGCUGACUGGCGAUCGGCUAAAAGAUCCUUGUCGCCUUCUCCACCAGGCUGAUCGAGAGAGUUACGCUAGAUCCGUGUCCAGCCCUUGGGGGAACAGACAUUUCAGUGUUACACAAUGGCUUUCAAUGUCCCCAGCCCAAUCUGUCGAGUCGAAUGCGGAGUUGAGAGAUUCAAGGCAUACUUUGUGUGCGUUUAUUGUGCUUGUCAUUGUGCGAAGCGCGCCAAACCCCUCGCCCCCCAGGUCUGCGACAGUACUUGAGCCCCGAAGCUACACUAAACCACGAAAAGAUAUGUCGCUUUGCGUGCCUGCGCACAUGACCCGAUCUCGCCCAAGUAAUGUCACAAGUUCCCUCCGUUGCAAACUGCGGCUAGCACUUUCUGCCGGUACGCUCUCCGUCCGCCAAUGGUCGUGGUCGCAUCAAGGUGUGCUGAGGAGGAGAUUUUGGCUUUGUGACUCACUCGACACACCCUCAUGGGGUGGGAGAACGGACACUCCACCCUACGCGGGGUAUGAUCGCCAAAAAGGGUCUUCCAGGAAGAGGAAGAAGGCGAAGCACGAAGCGCGAAGUACUUUGGCCUUGUGAGUGGUGUUUGAGAUUGUCGAGUUUCGACCUAGCUAUGAGGCAACAGACCGGUGUGAGGGGGGUUAUAUAGCUAACGAGAGUUGAGUACAGCUAUUCCUGGUCGAAGUUGCAG
Colletotrichum navitas is the source of this 806-nucleotide messenger RNA. RefSeq lists its product as uncharacterized. Bases 110 to 694 code for a protein of 194 amino acids. The record is from RefSeq and is a predicted model, not a curated record. The transcript has a single exon. NCBI's taxonomy places the organism in Eukaryota, Fungi, Ascomycota, Sordariomycetes, Glomerellales, Glomerellaceae.